Molecule: messenger RNA, 2386 nt
Organism: Asterias rubens (European starfish)
Lineage: Eukaryota; Metazoa; Echinodermata; Asteroidea; Forcipulatida; Asteriidae
Product: medium-chain acyl-CoA ligase ACSF2, mitochondrial-like
Exons: 13
Coding region: 50-1897 (615 amino acids)
Biological process (GO): fatty acid metabolic process
Molecular function (GO): medium-chain fatty acid-CoA ligase activity
Source: RefSeq, a predicted model, not a curated record
CAUUUUUGAUGCUGGAUAGGGUAAGGCCCCCCUUUUUCAAAACACCAGAAUGGCAGCUACAUUGAUGUUGAGGUUCAUGCGGACUACAAGUACACACAGCUACCAGAAAAGCGUUUCUAACUAUUUGAGUAAAUCAACAAAGCUAAGGACACAAUGGCAGUCAUGUACAACUUCAUUCGCUUUGUGUUUCUCAAACAGCAGCUCUGUUUCUGGCAGGAAUAAUGAGUUGAGCUACUACCAUGCCGUUGGUAAAGAGCCACUUAUUGGGAAAACAAUGGGUCAAAUAAUGGAUGAAACAACAGAGAAGUAUCCAGAUAGAGAGUCACACGUCUUCUGUGCAGAUGGAAUCAGAAGGACAUUUGCACAAUUCAAACAAGAGACUGACAAAAUAGCACUUGGAUUUCUGGCUCUUGGCAUCAAGAAAGGAGACAGAGUUGGAAUGUGGGGAUCAUCCACAUUAGAAUGGGUUCUUACACAGUUUGCAUUGUCUCGUUUUGGAGCUAUUAUGGUCAACAUUAACCCAGUUGCAAGAACUCCAGAACUGGAAUACUAUCUACAAAAGUCUGGCUGCAAGGGAAUAGUCUGUGGUAAAAGUUUCCGAACAUUGGACUACUAUGCAAUGCUACAAGAGAUUUGCCCUGAGCUGGCAACCGAUAAAGCAGGUCAGCUUAAAAGUGCCAGACUCCCAGAUCUGAAGACAGUCAUCUUCAGAGGUGAAGACAGUCUUCCAGGAACUUACAACUUUCCUGAUCUCCUGAAUAUGGGUAGCAGCACUGAAGAGAAACGUCUGGAAGAAUAUAAACGUCUGACUCAGUUUGAUGAACCCAUCAAUAUACAGUUUACAUCUGGAACUACAGGCCUUUCUAAGGGUGCCACACUAACACAUCACAACAUAGUCAACAAUUCCAAUAUUGUUGGUUACAAUCUUGGCUAUCAUGAAAAGCAACACAUCGUCUGCCUUCCCGUACCACUGUAUCAUUGUUCUGGUUCAGUACUUGGUACGUUAUGUGGAAUGGUUCAUGGUGCAACCUGUGUCUUCCCAGCCACUGGGUAUGAUGUUGAAGCCACUCUUAGAGCAGUGUCAACAGAAAAAUGUACAGCUUUUAUUGGUACACCCACCAUGUACAUUGACCUGUUGAAUCAUCCUAAAUUAAAAGACUGUGAUUGUUCUAGUCUAUCUACUGCACUGAUGGGUGGUUCCAGUUGUCCUUCUGAGAUUGUACAUCAAUGCACAGACAAGCUCAACAUCACUUUUAUUACUGUUUCUUAUGGUCUGACUGAGGUUUCUCCUUUGAUCUCUCAAACAACUAAAGAUGAUCCAUUUGAAAAGAAGUUCUCCACAGUUGGAAAAGCAAAUGACCACAAUGAGCUCAAGAUCAUUGAUGAAGCUGGCAAUAUUGUACCUCGUAAUACUGCUGGAGAGUUAUGCAGUCGAGGAUAUACCACAAUGAUUGGUUAUUGGCAAGAUGAGAAGAAGACAAAAGAGGCUAUUGAUGAAAGUAGAUGGUUCCAUUCGGGUGAUCUGGCUGUAAUGGAUGAUGAAGGUUACGUCUCCAUCGUUGGACGGAAGAAAGAUAUGAUCAUCCGAGGAGGAGAAAAUAUCUAUUCUGUGGAGCUGGAGGACUUCUUGUAUAAACAUCCAAAGAUUGAAGACGUUCAGGUAAUCGGAGUUCCAGAUGAGCGUCUUGGUGAGAUUGUUUGCGCUUGGAUCAAAUUAAAGGAAGGACAAACUGCAACUGAAGUAGAGAUCAAGGAAUUCUGUAAAGGAGAGAUGGCUUAUUUUAAAGUUCCAAAGAUAGUUCAUUUCGUGAAGACAUUCCCAAUGACUGUGAAUGGAAAGGUACAGAAGUUUCAGAUGCGACAGGAGAUGCAAAAAAUGUUGAAAGUCAACAAGUAACAACAAUGUUAAUUUGUGAAACCAGUUCUGAAAAUAAAAGAAAUUAAAAUGUAUUUUUGAUAUUUUUGAUAUUUGCAGAUGCAAGUUUUUCAUUUUUACUUCAUACCUCAUACAUACUUAUGUCCAAGAGUAGAGUUGUCACUGGUCCAUUCACAUGGUAGAUGCGCAUGACAAGUACACUAGCGCCCGGGCAGCCGCGCACUAGUCUUAUUGUUCUUCGCACUUCAAUGUUUGUGAAUGGGUAGCCCGGGCAAUAGUCUACUUGUCAUGCGCUUUUCGAUCAUGGUACUUUUGUACACUCACAGGAACAUCGCUCUAGCGACAUCCAACACAUGAACAAAUUUAUCAUGGUGCAUUUUAUUUCACAGUCGCCAAUUCCCCUUGCUCCAAAUGAUAUUAUAAUACCUGGUUCUGCUGGUUGGGAAAUAGUUCGCUCUUCUGGUCACUCAAAGUCCCUCGGGGGAAUAGACAUACCACUAGUUAUAUCAU